AUGCAUUUCGAGUUUAUUCUAACAAAUUCCAAUAACUGCAGAAACUAUUUCGAAGAGGUGCAUCGUUGCGAGCACGAAACCAACAAUCUGAGAUCAGUGGUCCAGAGAAUCGUGAAACAAAUUUCUGCACAUAGUAGUUGCAUAGUCUUUAUCACAGAUCCUUUUUAUCGCAGACUGAUUGAUGUGCACAGUAUGGAAAUAUCUUCUUUUUUGUCGAAAUACGACAUCGCCAUACGCGAUAGUGAGGAUUUUUCACGACCGAGGAAGUUACUUGCGAGAACACUCCAGCAUAUCAAAGCAGAUGACUGCGAUGCGUACGUGAUAUUAAUUGCCAAUGGACUGUUAACAUCAAGAUUCUUGCAAUAUGUUGAAGGAGAACGUUUAAUCGACACGCGAGGUUACUUUUUACUUCUGCACGAUAAUCGCUUGUUCAGGCCUGAAUUGCAUUAUAUUUGGAAUCGAAUUGUUAAUGUGGUGUUUAUACGGAAAUAUAAUACGUUUAAAUAUCGUUCGGGCGAACGGAUUACCGCGGAGCGAAUUGAUCUCAGCACCGUCUACUAUCCAUCGCGUACGAUGGGCUUCACGACGAAGUAUGUCGACUCGUGGCAGGAUGGCAAAUUGCGCUACGGCAAUGACCACUAUCUGUCGAAAACCAUGGAUCUUCGCGGCAAUGGUUUACGAGUUGCGGUUUUCGAACAUAUACCGGCCGUGACAGAAGCAUCGCGAGAUCAGUACCAUCAAAGCACAAUCGCAAGCCCUAAAGCUUUAGGUAUCGAAUUUGAACUAAUUCGAGUUAUAGCAAAGGCGAUGAAUUUCAAAGCGAACUAUUAUAUGCCUUAUAAUAUCAAGAAUGAAAAGUGGGGUAAAGCGGGAGACAACGAUAGUUACACCGGUCUCCUUGGCGAGGCAAUCGCUGGGAAAGCCGAUUUCUUUCUCGGAGAUCUGCAUUACACGCUGCAUCAUUUGAAUCAUCUCGACCUGUCCGCACCGUAUAAUACAGAGUGUCUUACCUUCUUAACGCCGGAAGCGUUGACCGAUAACUCAUGGAAAUUACUAAUACUGCCUUUCAGGCUGAACGCGUGGAUCGCGCUCCUUUGUGCCCUGUUGAUAGGCGGCGGAGCCCUCCAUGUGUUUGCAUUGUUCUACCAGAAAUACAUAGGUUCGCUUGUGCGUUUGAAGCAGGGCGAGGAGAACGCAUACGAUAGCUCAAAGGGUUUGUAUCUGUUCACUGAAUUCCAGAAUUGCAUUUUGUACACGUACAGUAUGCUGCUUCAAGUCUCACUGCCGCGCUUACCGAACGCCUGGGCCGUGAGAAUUUUCAUCGGCUGGUGGUGGCUCUACAGCAUUUUGGCGACUGUCACUUACCGCGCUAGUAUGACCGCCACCCUCUCGCGUCCUGUUGCUAAAGUAACCAUCGAUACUUUGACGCAGCUGACGAAAUCGUCGCUGGCUGUCGGAGGAUGGAGCGAGGAGGGCAAGGAGUUCUUCCUUGCCUCUCCAGAUCCGCAUAGUCAAGAGAUCGGACACAAGUUCGAGUUAACGGAAAACGAGGAAGAUGCCAUCGAUCGAGUGGCAAACGGAACGUUCUCCUACUACGAAAACUCAUAUUUAUUGCAGCACGUUCGCGGAAAGCGGAUAUACGAGAAGGGAAACGAUCAAAAUAACAAGAGCGAGAAGGAUACUGGAUCGGGAGUAAAGUACAAUUUACAUAUUAUGGAGGAAUGUGUCGUUCACAUGCCAAUCGCGUUAGGACUGGAAAAGAAUUCUCCGCUGAAGCCUCAUGUAGAUUUAUGGGUGAGACGGAUGAUAGAAAUUGGUCUGGUGCACAAGUGGCUGAGCGAUGUGAUGGAGUGGUCGAAGAUCAACGAGUCUCGACUGGAAUCGAAAUCCGAAACAGCGUUGGUAAAUCUGCGUAAGCUGUACGGAGCACUCAUUGCUCUCGGAAUCGGAUACUUUCUCAGUUUUGCAGUUUUACUCGGCGAAAUUCUACAUUGGAAAUAUGUCAUCUUGAAAGAUCCCAAGUACGACAAGUACUAUCAAAAUGAGUUUUAUAAAAGCAAUAAUAAAAUCGAAACUUGA
Linepithema humile (Argentine ant) is the source of this 2079-nucleotide messenger RNA. NCBI's taxonomy places the organism in Eukaryota, Metazoa, Arthropoda, Insecta, Hymenoptera, Formicidae. The record is from RefSeq and is a predicted model, not a curated record.